GGCUCGGGCCACCAUGCACGACAAGGCGUUCACCAAGGAGCUGUACCAGUGGGUCGAGCAGCUGAACGAGUGUAAACAGCUGAACGAGAAUCAGUUGCGGACGCUGUGCGAAAAGGCUAAGGAAAUUUUAACAAAAGAAUCAAAUGUGCAAGAGGUCCGUUGUCCUGUUACUGUCUGUGGAGAUGUGCAUGGUCAAUUCCAUGAUCUUAUGGAACUCUUUAGAAUCGGUGGGAAGUCACCAGAUACAAACUAUCUAUUCAUGGGUGACUAUGUAGACAGAGGUCAUUAUUCUGUGGAGACUGUGACUCUUCUUGUGGCAUUAAAGGUGCGUUAUCCAGAACGUAUUACAAUAUUGAGAGGAAACCACGAAAGCCGACAAAUUACCCAAGUAUAUGGCUUUUAUGAUGAAUGUCUUCGAAAGUAUGGGAAUGCCAAUGUUUGGAAAUACUUUACAGAUCUGUUUGACUAUCUGACACUUACAGCUUUAGUAGAUGGACAAAUAUUCUGCCUCCAUGGUGGCCUCUCCCCAUCCAUAGAUACACAUAUAAGAGCCCUGGAUCGUUUACAAGAAGUUCCACAUGAGGGCCCAAUGUGUGAUCUGUUAUGGUCAGAUCCAGAUGAUCGUGGUGGGUGGGGUAUUUCACCACGCGGCUCUGGCUACACAUUUGGACAAGAUAUUUCUGAAACAUUUAACCAUGCCAAUGGUCUCACACUGGUUUCUCGUGCUCACCAACUUGUAAUGGAGGGAUACAAUUGGUGUCAUGAUCGGAAUGUGGUUACCAUUUUCAGUGCACCGAAUUACUGUUACCGUUGUGGGAACCAGGCUGCUAUCAUGGAAUUAGAUGACACUUUGAAGUAUUCCUUCCUUCAGUUUGACCCAGCACCUCGUCGUGGAGAGCCUCAUGUGACCCGGCGCACCCCAGAUUACUUUCUGUAAAUUCCUCCUGGGAAAACCUGCCUUUGUAUGUGGAAGUAUACCUGGCUUUUUAAAAUAUAUAU
Molecule: messenger RNA, 999 nt
Organism: Balaenoptera ricei (Rice's whale)
Lineage: Eukaryota; Metazoa; Chordata; Mammalia; Artiodactyla; Balaenopteridae
Product: serine/threonine-protein phosphatase 2A catalytic subunit beta isoform-like
Exons: 1
Coding region: 14-937 (307 amino acids)
Biological process (GO): mitotic cell cycle; peptidyl-serine dephosphorylation
Cellular component (GO): cytosol
Molecular function (GO): protein serine/threonine phosphatase activity
Source: RefSeq, a predicted model, not a curated record